This is a messenger RNA of Girardinichthys multiradiatus, 5033 nucleotides long. It is a transcript of the gene zzz3, whose product is annotated as zinc finger, ZZ-type containing 3. NCBI's taxonomy places the organism in Eukaryota, Metazoa, Chordata, Actinopteri, Cyprinodontiformes, Goodeidae. The transcript is spliced from 12 exons. Gene Ontology annotation, molecular function: zinc ion binding. Bases 245 to 3766 code for a protein of 1173 amino acids. The record is from RefSeq and is a predicted model, not a curated record.
AAAUGUCAAAACUUGAAUUCAGUCGCACACUAGAACUGCGUGUGGCCUUAAUUUGUGGUUGCACGUUAAAUACAUCGGCAAAGUUGUGCGGGGAACAAUCAGCUAGCAGGUGCUAGCCUUAGCUGCUAACCAUGCUACUUGAACCUGAACGCUGCAGCUGAAUUAUAUAAAAACACAUGGUGCCCACAUUCUGCUGCAGAGGAGAGCGCACCAGGAUGAGGAGACUGUAGGCACCCGCCGUAGUAUGGCCGCGUCCCGUUCUUCGCGUGUCACAAGGUCAUCAGUGGGGCUCAAUGGAUUGGAUGAGAACUUUUGUGGUCGAACCCUCAGAAACCGCAGCAUUGCCCAGCCAGAGGAGACCUCAGUAUCUCCACAACCCAGGGCACGCUCCCCAAAAAAGAAGCAGGAGCCAAAGCAGGACGGCAAGCAGGAGUCGAAGCAGGAUACCAGUAAAGACUCCAAGCAAGAGUCUAAGCAGGAUACCAGUAAGGACUCCAAGCAAGAGUCAAAGCAGCACACAAGUAAGGACUCCAAGCAAGAGUCAAAGCAGGACACAAGUAAGGACUCCAAGCAAGAGUCAACACCAGAUACCAGUAAGGACUCCAAGCAAGAGUCAAAGCAGGAUACAAGUAAGGACUCCAAGCAAGAAUCAAAGCAGGAUACAAUUAAGGACUCCAAGCAAGAGUCAAAGCAGGAUACAAGUAAGGACUCCAAGCAAGAGUCAAAGCAGGAUACCAGUAAGGCCUCUAAGCAAGAGUCAACGCAGGAUAUUAGUAAAGAGUCAAAGCAGCAUAUCUGUAAGGACUCCAAGCAUGAGUCGAGGCAGGACGCCAUCCAGGAGUCGAGGCAGGACGCCAUCCAGGAGUCGAGGCAGGACGCCAUCCAGGAGUCGAGGCAGGACGCCAUCCAGGAGUCGAGGCAGGACGCCAUCCAGGAGUCGAGGCAGGACCCCAUCCAGGAGUCGAGGCAGGACCCCAUCCAGGAGUCGAGGCAGGACCCCAUCCAGGAGUCGAGGCAGGACCCCAUCCAGGAGUCGAGGCAGGACGCCAUCCAGGAGUCGAAGCAGGAGCCGAAUGACAAUAAACAAGACAUUAAGCAGGACACUCAUGAGGAAUUUAAUCAAGACUUUAAGCCAGAGUCAAUGCAUGCUGCUAAACAAGACACAAAACCACAGGAAACCUCCUUGCAUGAUAGCCAGCAACUGGACAUUUCGCAGAGAAACAUAACUGACUCCAGUGUUUCUGCAGGUGAUACUGAUCAUUCAACCAUCUCAAGAAAGCGGGGUGUUUCCUGUUUGGAAAAAGGCCUCGGCCAAGAUAAGUCCGCGAAUUGUGACACAGGGAAAGAGUGGCGGGAUACCUCUCCUCAAAUCAAAAGGGCCAAGCAGUGUUCUCCCUCUGGAGAGUUUCUGGGACAGGAAGAGAGUCAAGGGUUUCUAAAUUCCCAAAGUCAAGUUUCUGUCUCAGAGCCUUGUAAGGACACAAUUUGUGAAGACUUACCCAGCCACAACUCUUCUAACGCACCACCUGCCUCAUCUGUCCUCAGUGAGCAUGAAGGGGAGGUAAUUGGGCGACAGGUGAAGGAAGAACAUUGUAUGGAUUGUGUUGGGCAAGUUUUGCCACAAAAUCUCCAUAAGGCCUCUAAUGGACUCAGAGAAACUGAUGCAGAGGAAGCUAGCACAGUCACUGAACAUCCCAGUGCAACCCCCACCUCUGCCACCAGUUUCCCGUCUCUGCUAAAUGGCAGUCAGAUGGAGGCUCCCUCAUCCCUUGACCCCUCUGUGCCUUUUAGAAACUCUGUACCUGGGCAAAUGGAGGUCUCUGGCUCAGGAGAAUCACCAGCCUCAUCUGCACUAACAAUUAUGGGUGCUGCAGAAGAUCCUGUUCCUGAGUUGAUAGUGGCCAAAGACCAGGAUGUGGAGGAGGUGGAAGUUGACGUGUUGGAUGACCCUUUGUGUCUGGCUCACGAGGAGCAGGUGAUUGUGAGUGAAGGCGAUACAAACGGCCGACCGCCAUCACCGGUGCAGGAACCUGCUGCCUCCACCUUGUCCUCUACUGCAAACAUAAAUUGUAGUUCAGUCAACAACAGCAACUCAGGAGAAACUACGCCCACACUCGCAACACCCCCAUCCCCCACAGAGCCAGAGUGUAAUUCUUCAAUCUCCAGCAUGCCCCCUUCUUUCACAGAGCUCUACGAACACAGAUAUACCUUGCGGACUUCACCUAGGAGAGUUGUAUCUGGUGGGAAAGCAUCUCCCUCCAAACCUAGCUCUCCUUUGACAGACAAUGGUCCAUUUAGGGAAGAAUGGGAGGUGGAGGAUGACUGUCCAAUGAUAGAGGAACCUUCUUGCUCAGUUUCAGUUGGUCCCUCCAGUGAGGAGCCAGGUUCUGUGAAUCCUGGUUACAGAGCAGGUGAUAAACACAGUGUCUUUACGGAGGACAAAGAGACAGAAAAUGGAAAGGAGCUAACACAGAGCCAGGCUGUUGAAGAAGAGGAGGAAGAAGAGGAGGAGCCAGAUGUGUAUUACUUUGAGUCAGACCACCUGGCUCUUAAACACAACAAAGAUUAUCAGAGACUGCUGCAGACCAUCGUAGUACUCGAGGCUCAGCGUGCACAGGCCAUUCUUGACCUGGAGACAUUGGCACAUCACCAGAGAGAGGCUCUUGCUGAUCCUAUCUGCUUUGUGGAGCAGCUGCAGAAACAGGCAAAUUUGGGUUUGCCGUGUCCUCAGCGGGUCGUCCAGCUCCCUGACAUUGCUUGGGAUCAGUACACCUCGGGCCUAGGGGAGUUUGAGAGGGAGUUCUGUGACAAGAAACGGAAGACCCGGCAGCUGAACUUGAUCUUUGAUAGAGGUUUGCCUCUUAGACCAAAAAGUCCUGUUGAACCCAAGAAAGAAGGGGAAUCCUCAACCGUGUACUCCUCUCUUCCCACGAGUGAUGGCCCUGAGCACGGCAGGGAAACACAGAUGAUCAGGGGGAGGAUUUGUCACCCAAAUAAGCCUGACACAUUUAACCAGCUGUGGACGGUGGAGGAACAGAAAAAACUGGAACAGCUUCUUGUUAAGUUCCCGCCUGAAGAAGUGGAGUCCAAACGAUGGCAGAAGAUCGCUGAUGAGCUUGGCAAUCGAACUGCCAAACAGGUUGCUAGCAGGGUUCAAAAGUACUUCAUCAAACUGACAAAAGCUGGUAUCCCUGUGCCUGGAAGAACCCCAAACCUCUGCAUGUACACUAAAAAGGCCUCCAGUAAGAGACAACAUUACCUAAACAAGCAUCUGUACCGACCGUCCACCUUCCUGACCUCCUACGAGCCUCCGGUCUACAUGGAUGAUGACGAGGAGCACUCAGGGUAUUACAACAGCGUGCAGGACCCCUCUGCUGAUGAUUCGGAUGAGGAAAGUGUGCCUGUGGAGCUGAGGAACUUACCAGAGUACAAAGAGCUUUUACAGCUGAAGAGGUUGAAAAAACAGAAGCUCCAGGAGAUUCGAGAGGAUAACGCCGGGGUGCGGCACAUGGGUUACAAGUGCGACGUGUGCAGCAUGGAUCCCAUCCAGGGAGUCCGUUGGCACUGUCAGGACUGUCCACCAGAAAGCUCUGUCGACUUCUGCUCCAACUGCUCAGACUGCUUAUUCAAGACGGAGACCCAUAAACCUAGCCACCACUUGGAACCGGUGUAUCAACCAGAAACCUUUCUGGACAGGGACUACCGCCUGCCGCAGAGCGCAGGCUACAACUACUUGGACCCUAAUUACUUCCCAGCCAACAGAUGACAGGGUCCCAGGCGCCCCUAGCUCCAAGCUGUCUCUCUCUCUCUCCACAUGUCUUACAGGCCACUCUGUGCAUGGCUCCAUCUUCUGAACCCGAGAUAACAGCUUAGCCCUCCACCAGGCGUACAGUUGACCAGGAAGGUGGGAGUAGAGCAGACCUCAGCUCUAAAGCUGGUGGAGUGUGCCCAGCAACACCUCAGCCACCUUAUUCAGAAACUGUAUGUUUAAAAAUAAGAAAAGCAGAAGGCACACAACAUUCCUGAGCUCCACAACUCCAGUCGGGCUGUCUCCGUUUCCAGUUUUCUCCUCCAUGCUGCUUUCAAACUGGAAAAUUGAUUAUUGGUCCGGUGAAGCACCAUCUAAUGGAGACAGCAACCGUGUCAUACUAUCAGCAGAAACACUUAGGUUGUUUUCUGCGCGCAUGUGGUCUCCACAUUCCCCAAGAAUGAAGAAUACUUUAAGAAAAGGAUAAAAACUUUGAGCAUUCGUCUGAGUGUUUUUAGACUGUUGGGAUUUCUGCAGACCUCACUGUGUUUCAUCAUGAACUCAUCCCUUCCACGGCUCUAAACCCUUUCACCUUCCCAACCCACACCUUCAUCCGUUUCCUUUUGCUCUCUCCGCUAAAACACGUCUAACUAGGAAACACUACAGCACAGAGAGCUAUUUCUUUUCUUUCGUUGAAGGCGGGCAAAUGAGAACGUGUUGAAAAACACACAGAGCAGUGUUUUUGUCUUCUUUUAUUUCCUCCUCCCUCAUCGUGUGCCGUUGUUGAUCAUGUUGCGUGUUCAAGUUUAUGGUGAAAAGUGAAAAGUAGCCACCGCUAGUUGCUGUGUGCCAUUAAAAAUAAACACAAACAAAAAAGAUGGGGUUAUCUUUCCCUUCAGGCAGAGGGAGAAACCCUGAAAGCCGACCACAUUUUCUCCAUCACUGUUAUCAACUCCCCUCAUUAUGCCUCUACAUCUCUAAUUUUGCCACCCACAUUAAAAGGUCCAUUUAAAAAGAUUGUAUUUUUAUUAAUCUAUUUAAAACAUGAAUAAUUGAGGUAGUGGUUGGUGCCUCGGCAGUGGAGCGACCCACAGAGUUUUAUAUACAUAGAUUUUGUUGUGCUUGAAUAGACACCAUUUUGUAUGGUUUUUGUCUUCUUUCCUUCACCACCUUUGCCCUGCUUCAGUAUCUGUGUAUAACAGUCUGUUCUUAUGUAAAAAAAAUAAUAAUGUAAAAAAAAUGCUAGAGGAGAACAGUGGAAAUAAAAAAGUAUGUGAAAAACGUU